Messenger RNA from Pleurotus ostreatus (oyster mushroom), 1098 nucleotides. RefSeq lists its product as uncharacterized. The transcript has 7 exons. Gene Ontology annotation, molecular function: NAD binding; hydroxypyruvate reductase [NAD(P)H] activity; glyoxylate reductase (NADPH) activity. The record is from RefSeq and is a predicted model, not a curated record. The coding region runs from base 1 to 1098 and encodes 365 amino acids. Gene Ontology annotation, cellular component: cytosol. Lineage: Eukaryota; Fungi; Basidiomycota; Agaricomycetes; Agaricales; Pleurotaceae.
AUGACAUCCGUCGGACAUCGCCUUGCCUCUCUGUCCUCGCAUUUCUCGGGGAAUAGUGAAUCUCAGAUGAAGAUUGUCGUUUGCCGCGAUCUGGGUCCUGAUGUUAUGCCUUUGCUCCGUUCAAGAUCUGAGCUCGAGAUCGUAGUGUGGCCGCAUGAUCGGCCUUCCGAAAGGAAAUGGCUCCUAGAAAAUAUCAACGGUGCUACAGGGCUUAUAGUCGUCUUUGGUGAAGCCGUGACCCCUGAAUUACUGGAAGCAGCCGGGCCAAACUUGCGAGUUGUCUCCACUAUGUCCGUAGGAUAUGAGCACAUUGAUCUCACCGCUGUGGCUGCUCGUGGAAUUAAAGUGGGCUAUACUCCAGACGUUCUCACCGACGCAGUGGCCGAUCUGUCAAUUAUGCUGGCUCUCAUGGCUAGCCGAAAUGCAGGCGAGACGAUGUCUUUAGUGCAAAGCGGCCACUGGCCAUUGCAUAGUUGGUCUCCGUUUGGAUUCUGCGGGCCACAGCUAAGCUCGGACGGCACUACUAAGCCUCGAACAAUCGGGUUUCUUGGAUUUGGACGCAUCGCGCAAGCUACGCUUGCUCGACUUAUCCCAUUCGGCGUAAAACGUGUAAUAUACACCGGCUCUCCAUCAUCCCCUCCGACUCUUGAACGCGAUCAAGCUCUUGCCAAAGAAUACAAACUAGAUUCCCUCUUACGCGUAGACAUUGCCGAACUAGCCACGGAAAGCGACGUCCUCUUUGUCCUUGCUCCCGGUGGGCCGAAGACGAGACACAUUGUCAACGAAGAAGUUCUACGAAAGAUGAAGAAGACCGCGAUCCUCGUAAAUGCCAGCAGGGGGACCUUGGUAGAUAGCGAUGCGCUUGCUAAGGCUCUUAGAGAGAAAUGGAUCUGGGGGGCAGGGAUUGACGUCGUUGAGGGCGAGCCACAAGUAGGGAUUGAUCACUGUCUGGUGAAGGAGCCUCGGUGUGUGGUGCUGCCUCACAUUGGGAGUGCGACGCUGGAAACUCGGUUGGCUAUGGCGACGCUUGCAGCGAAGAACGUAUUGGCAGGCGUGUUCGGAGAGCCGCUGCCCUCGGAACUGAAUUUGAAGGGUUGA